Dicentrarchus labrax (European seabass) is the source of this 9323-nucleotide messenger RNA. It is a transcript of the gene wizb, whose product is annotated as WIZ zinc finger b. The transcript has 17 exons. Gene Ontology annotation, cellular component: nucleus. Gene Ontology annotation, molecular function: DNA-binding transcription factor activity, RNA polymerase II-specific; RNA polymerase II cis-regulatory region sequence-specific DNA binding. Bases 315 to 6656 code for a protein of 2113 amino acids. The record is from RefSeq and is a predicted model, not a curated record. Gene Ontology annotation, biological process: regulation of transcription by RNA polymerase II. NCBI's taxonomy places the organism in Eukaryota, Metazoa, Chordata, Actinopteri, Moronidae.
UACGUACGCUGCCGUGGCGUGCCUGCAAGCCAAAUAACAUGGAGUCCUCUGUCUGGCAUCUUCCAGGGAUCCCUGCAAAAACCCAGGGCAGCGAUUAAAAGAGCAAGUUUGUCCAUGGGAGCCGUCGGAGCCGCUGGCGAGCAUCGUCUCGGGGCGUAAAAGCUUCAGCUCCGUCCCGAAACUAUGACGAACGGUGCUUGAACAGCCAGCCUUUCCCUGCGAUCCGCAAACCAGGCCGAUUUCAAAGAAGAAGAGACUGCACAAUGUAGGCAGGCUGGUCAUCAGUGGGACUCCAUACUGUUCUCUGGGGGACCAUGGAGUCAGAAGGGCGACCCCUCACCCCAGGGACCAGCUAUGGGCCCCCACCCUUCAACUCAGCACAAAACCCUGCCACCUUCCUCAACUGCACCUUACAGUCCUCAUGUUCUCCAGAUGUGAGGGACGGCCUGAUGUCUGCCAAAUGCUCUUGGGGCCAUGCUGGAGAUGAGGGCCCCAAGCAGAGCGAGGGCACUCAGCCCAGUGUGGACCGAGGGAGGAGCGCACAGAGGAGAUUCAGGUCCUCAGCCUUUCCUUCCUCCCUAAGCUGGGACUCUGACUCUGAGAAAGAAACACUAGAUGAGGAGGAGCUACAGCACUUUUCUAACCCUCAUGGUCUGGCUGCUCACAGCCCAGGAUCUCCUUCUUCUGGACUCAGACUUGAUAGUGAAGAUGACCAAGAACCUGAAAAAGUGCAGCACUUGCAUGGCGAGCCUGACUCACCUGCCCCCGUGGAUGAGCACAGCGACAACAAUGAGAGCACAAAGACUGAAGAGCCAAACACAUCUCAGCUUGGCCCAACAGAAUUGGCAGACAGCAAAGUCUGGAAUGUAUCUGAGGGAGCUGAGCUGUUUCUGGCCAAAGUAAAACCAAAGGAAGGUUGCCAAAUGGAGGAGGAGGCGGACAAUAGUGAGGGAGAGAAAAGGCCCAAGGGAAAAGAAACGAAGGAGCCUGAGAGAGAUGUGUACAGCUUCCCUGGAGACUCAGACCCCGAGAGUCCCCCUCCUGCCCCCUGGGCUCACUGCACAUUCAUUCAGCGGUGCAGAAAGAAGAGGGUGCUGCUCAGGCCCUUCUCCGGACUUGGCACCUUGAAGCGCACAUUGCCUGAGACUGGCAAGCGAGCAAGAGUGAGUCCUCAAAAAUCUAAACCUGCUGAGCCUGCACAGCUGAAUCGAGGCGCAGGGGUUUAUGAUUUCGAGGAAGUCAACUUUGGAGAGGGAGCAGUGGAAGAACCGAUAAAGUUCAGAGACAGAGGAGGGAAACGAGACAAAGAAAGUGAGGUGGUGCCAGGUAAAGAAAUCUUCACCUGUGUGGAAUGUAGCAUUUACUUUAAGAAGCAGGUCCACCUGCAGGAGCACAUAGUCGAGCACUGUCAGAGUGGUGCAGGGGGUGGCAGGCGUUUAGGAAAGGGCGGCCGUUUUCGGUGUAUCGAGUGUGGAUGGAACCUGCCAAAUCGGCUCGCGCUGGCAGACCACCACAGAAGGCACCAGGAAUCCCGUUUGAAGAUCUUGGAGGAGAUUGAGAAACUAAAUGAAAAUGGGGAGGCAAGGGAGAUUCAGAAACUCGACAGUAAGGUUGCGAAGCAUAUAAGCCCAGACCCAGCUAUUAUGCAAGACGCAAGCACAGCCUCUAUUCCAGGCAAAGAGUCAGACACAGAAAUAGUCUCAUCUCCACCUCUUUCCCCAGCCCCAGUUUCAACACCAGACGCAGACCCAGCAGUUCUCGACUCAGACUCGACUCCUCCGAAUUCAGCUCGCACUCCAGCUCAGGCCCGAGCUGUUUCCACCUACCGCCGCCGCUUUGUCUGCACCAAGUGUAACUUCAGCACAAGAACCUCCCAGGCGCUGGCUAAUCACACCAAGACCCACAACAGGAAAAAACCUGCUCUCCAGGCUGACUCUUCAUCCCCUGGUUCCCCACCAUGUGUGGCAUCCUCUUCCCUGGCCUGUGGUCAUUGUGCCUUUGUGACCUCAAGUCAGACUGUAAUGAGGGAGCACCAGAAACUCGUUCACCCAGGACAGGUCACCAUCAGUGGGGCGCAGGCUGAUUCAACUGGCCAGCAUUCAAGAUCUAAUGUGGGUGCUCGAAUUUCAAAACCCACCCUAGAUUCUGACCACCUCUCUGGGUCUGGAACUGGAUCCCUGUCUGAUGCAACUCAAGGCAAAAGCCAGCAAGAAGUCACUGCCUCUGAGGACAGCACAAUAGCAGACAGCGCUGCAGCUCGGCCCACAAGCCAGGUGGUUCUGAAGUGUGUUGGGAACAGGAGAUUCAGCAGAAGAGGGAAGACAUGGCCUGAUCUGGCAAAGUUUCACCCCAGACUGGAUGAUGACAAACUGUCCGGGAGCGAAGAAGAGGAGCAGGACGGAGAUCAGAGCACAGAGCUUGACACAGAGUGUUCCCAACAAGAAGCCAACUCAUCUGUUGAAGUGAAACCGCAAACCAGAGCACGAUCAAACACAGAUGACUGUUCAGCGCAGCAGAGCUCUACAUUAUCGCUCUCUCUGAAGAAGAGUGUGAAGGACGAAGACAAGCUGGAAGUGGAGAAAGAUGGAAAGGUUUUCUUUUUGAGGAGGAGCAACCGGGUUUCCGCUGCUCCUGCAGAAAUUGACAGUGAUGAUGAUGACGACGACAUUGACGAGGAACGCGUGCGACGUUUCCUGUCAGAGGGCAUCUUGGAUGAAGAAGACGACGAGAUUGAUGAGGACACGGAGACGCUCAAGAGUGUGGAGAGGAAAUGCCCCUACUGCCCCGAUCGAUUUCAUAAUGGCAUUGGGCUUGCCAAUCACGUGAGAGGCCACCUGAACCGAGUGGGCGUCAGCUACAAUGUGCGUCACUUCAUAUCCCCCGAGGAAGUCAAUGCGAUUGAGAAGAAGUUCUCCUAUCAGAAGAAGAAAAAAAAAGUUGCCAACUUUGACCCGGACACAUUCAGUGUGAUGCACUGUGAGUUCUGUAGCGCUGGCUUCGACACCCGGGCCGGCCUGUCCAGCCAUGCCCGGGCCCACCUCCGCGACUUUGGCAUCACCAACUGGGACGUCACCAUCUCGCCGAUCCACAUCCUGAGGGAGUUGUUCUCCAGCAGGCCCGACCUUGUAAUCCCCACAGCUCCCCCUCGGAGCCCCGGCUCUUCACAGGAGGAGGGUGAGGAGGAAGAGGAGAAGGAAAUAGAGGAAGAAGGGGAGGGAGUCAUUGAGGUAAAGCUAGAGGGGGAAACGAGUGAAAGGACGCUGAGUGCUGCCGCGUCUGAUGCACAGCCUCCAGCAUCUCCCCAACACUGCAAGGAGGAGGACGGUGUAGAAGAGUGUGGCGGUGAGAAGGAGGAAGCAGCUGAGGAUGAGGAGGAGCUGCAGCUUCCAGCUCUGGACGGUCUGAACUCGAGCCCCGGGAAAACAGGGCUGUGCAGUGUGGACACAGACUGCCUCCCUCCUGGGGAGGAUGCAGACUCCAAGGUCCACAACUUGAAGUGUGAGGUGUGUGGAGCUCAAUUCGAGACCCGGCGAGGGCUGUCCAGCCACGCCCGCUCCCACCUGCGGCAGCUAGGCAUCAGAGUUUCAGAGAGCAGCGGAGCACCCAUUGACCUCCUCUACCAAAUUGCCAAGGAGCGCAACAGAGACGCCCAAAUAAGCUCACCUCUUCUGGAGCCCCUUUCAGCCAAGAACUCCUCCCCGUCUGCUCCUCAGAAAGAUGAGGAUUUAGAAGACAUGGACUUAGACGAGAAGCCCAUCCCUCUCUCCCUCCUGGCCAAAGCAGUGAAAGCAGCGCCACCCUCUUCCUCCUCCACGCCUACACCUUCUCCUGGUGCCUCUCCAGCUCCACCUCAUUCUGGCUCCCCUUCCUCAGUAGUGAGGAAAGCCCCCAUUUCCUCUCUGCUGCCCGUGUCUUCCCCCUUGCGCUCUCCGGAGCACAAGGGUGGGGGAAUGAAAAGCUUGACCUCUAACCUCUCUGCCCCCACCACUAUCACAUCAACCAAACCUCUGUGGGCGCCACAGGAGAAUGACGCUCCUCUCAACCUCACACUGGAGGUGGACCCCAACAAGGAUAUCGUUUGUCAGCUGUGUGGCGCCUGGUUUGAGACUCGGAAAGGCCUAUCCAGCCAUGCACGAGCCCACCUGCGGCACUUUGGGGUGGAGUACUCUGAAUCCAAGGGCUCUCCCAUCGACCUCCUGAACCAGCUCAUUGAUACCGACGACUUCAAGCACAAAGCCAGUGCACUGCAGCUCGACAGCCACACAGAACCACGGGGCCUCACCACCGCGCUCUCCUCCCCAAAGCAGUCCUCCUUGCUGAGCCUCUCCUCCUCUACAUCUUCCUCCCUCCUCUAUAAGGUGACCACAGCUGGGGGUGGGUCGACAUCCAAAGCUACCUCUUCCUCUGCCUCAUCUUUACUUGGCCCACCCGCCAAGCGUCUCAAGUCUUCUUCCAUGCGGGUCUUCCGCUUGAGUAGUGGAGAGCUCAUGGCCCUUCCACACAGUGAACCUCCAAAGGAAAUAGGCUGUGAGUUCUGCGGGGAAUAUUUUGAGAACCGCAAAGGCCUCUCCAGCCACGCCCGCUCCCACCUGCGCCAGAUGGGCAUUACUGAGUGGUCUGUCAACGGCUCGCCAAUCGAUACCCUGAGGGAUAUCAUCACAAGACGGGGCCUGCCAUGCGCUCUUCCUCUAAAACCUCUCAAAACUCCGCCUCCGUCCUCUCCGGGGCCCCCUCGAUCACCUCUGUCAACCUCCUCCUCUCCUUCAGCGACCCUCCUCAGUCGUCUACCUUUCGCCUUUGCCCGCCCCUCCAGCCCUCCUCAGUCCGCGGUGUCUAAAUCAAGCUCGGCUCCACCAACUUCUUCUUCUAGUGGGCUGAUCCUCAAGCUGAAGCCUGAGCCGGUGCAGCUGGAGGUCACCACCCCUGGAGCCGUAGGGAGAUCUGCCGGCUUCUCUGGUGAAACUGUCAACUGGAGCAGCUCUGACAGUGUGUUCCCCCUCAACUUGGCAAUGGCCCAUGAAGUAGAGCCUACUAGGGAUAUUCGUUGCGAGUUCUGCGGGGAAUAUUUUGAGAACCGUAAAGGCCUCUCCAGCCAUGCCCGCUCCCACCUGCGCCAGAUGGGCAUCACUGAGUGGUCUGUCAACGGCUCGCCCAUCGACACCCUGAGAGAGGUAAUGCACAAGAGAGGGGUAGGCGCCUCCUCUCACUCAGACCAGGGAGUGAAGAAGGAGUCAAGCCAGGGAGCCAACAGUCCUCCAUGGGAGAACACAGGGGGCAUCGGCAGUUCAGAGGGUUUGGGUGUUUCAGGCUACCAGUCCUCCAAAUUCCGCAAAUCUCCUCUCAGUUUGCUGCAGUCGGGGUCGAGGCUCCACAAGCAGGGCCUGGGGUCCGUGGGCACAUCUGCUACCCUGUCUGGAGGGAAGUUCUUCAGGAUCUCCCCACUGGGGAAAAGGCCUCUGUCUGAGGAAACCCAAUCAGUGGAGACUGGCCACUCACCACCACAUCAGCUUAAGACAUUCUCACCUCUGCCACAUGAUUUCUCCUUCAAAAGAAAACCGUCCCCAGACAAGCACGGACACCAGGAUCCCAGUUGUGAGCUGUGUGGCUUCUACUUUGAGAACCGUAAGGCUCUGGCCAGCCACGCGCGAGCCCACCUGAGGCAGUUCGGUGUGACUGAGUGGUGUGUAAAUGGAUCCCCCAUUGAGACACUUAGCGCCUGGAUGCGCAGCAGGCCGCAGAAGGUGUUGGAGAUGCAUCGUAGCUACAUGCAGGGUAGCCGUUCCACCCUCAAGAAGAAGAGCAGCUCACCUCUCACUGCGUCAAUGGAUUCUGAUCAUAUCCUCCCCAUCUCAUCGCAGAAGGCCUCCUCCUCCUCCUCCUCCUCGUCCUCCUCCUCCCAGUGGUCUUCGUCUUUGGCUGUAAGCCUGGUGCGACCGCUGAGCCGCGAGGUCAGCCAGGGCUCGUCCAAGACCGCUGAUGGCGAAGCUGGUACCAAUCUACUGUCCGCUCCCAUCAGGCCCGGCCGCAGCAGUCCCAGCCUCUCGCGGCUCGCUGGCGGCCUCCCACUUCAAGCCCAGGUGGCACGCAGCGAGCUUAACGUCCGCCUGCCCAGAGGUUUUGAGCGGCGGCCCCUGAAGCACCCGUCUUGCCCUGAUGGAACUGAGAGGGACAGCGGUCCUCCUAAGCCACCUCGCACAGGCACCGUCCCCGCCCUGGUGCCAAAGCCACCCUCCUACCCGCUGGUCAAACUGGUGGGCAAGUUCUACACCCUGAAGUGCCGGUUCUGCGAGGUGGAGUUUCACGGUCCGCUGUCGGUACAAGAGGACUGGAUCAGACACCUCCAGCAGCACAUCCUCAAGAUGAACUACAACAAGCCUGCUGCGCCCAAAGCAGCCUCCGCUGGACCCCCUGCCCCAGCUGAUGACCCGGCCCCGGUCCAGGCCUCUGCCCCAGCCUCCACCUCUACCUCUAGAACCACCUCUACCACACCUGCCCUCAACUCCACCCCAACUCCCACCACAGCUCCCAGCAGCCGCUCCCCUACGCCUCCGGCCGAAUGUGCUCCGCCUGUCACUGCCACAGAGAUAGUAAAGGUCUCAGAGGAGCAGCCCACGCCAUCACCAACUGCUAUUGCCCUCCCCACCCAGACAGUGUAAGCUCAAAUUCAUCACUGUCAUUUGAUCCCGUUUGUUUCUUCCUUUUUGCAGUUUCUUUUCGUCCAUCCAUUUCUUUCCUUUGGCCUUCACAAAGUGUUGUUGAGGAGGAGUGUUUCCCCUCCAAAGAGCCCUCUGAGCACCUUUUUGAAGCUUCCUAGACUGUUACUAAGUCCCGUUACCAUGGGAACGAAGCUCUCCUGGCUUAUCUGAGCACCGGGGCUGGAUGAUUGUGGGAAGUGUCCAAGGUUAUGAGGAGAGAUGAACCAAUGUUUUGUGUUUGCCUUGCCCAUAUUGAAUGUCCAGGUGAUGACGCGGACCGUUGCUGUACCCCUCCUCCCAUUCACUGGGCAAUUUAGGGGUUAAUAUAGCCCUUUAGCAAACUUCAACCCACCUUGUCUACUACAGCCCCCCUAUCCCCCUUUCCCCUUAUGACCAGUGCGUUACUAAGACCUGUGAGACUUUGACCAUUUCUAUCAGCACGCUGGUAGUGCUGGCCUCAGCCUCUCACCUACAGGUCCUGACUGAGAUUAAAUAACAUUUAUAAUCAUGCUAGUCUUGUGGUGGAGACUUCAAACACAUGGUACAGGUAGUGUUAAAACAGGCACUUUUAAUGUUGACAUUGUCACCAAGCACUUACUGAAAAGCCCAUUUGAAUGGGUGAAAUUUGACAAAGACUAAUUCCGAUUGGUUAAAGGAGCAAGAAGUGGAAGCACACCCAAAAAGGGAAGAUCCCCCGAGUUAACUUUAUAAUGAAAUACUGACCCCAAAAUAUACAUUUUGUUUGAAUGUAGCUUAAAGCACCUAUUAAUACCUUUAUAUGCACACAUACAUACACAAUCAAACGUAUGCCCCAUGUUAGUAUACCAUUGAUAGUUGUACCUUUCAUGAUGUUACUACUCCACAGUCUGCUGUUUUCGGCAGAUAGGGCUGCUGUUGUGUUGAAGACACAGUCGCUUUUUAAUCUCCCUUUCUGGAAGAAGCUGGGCCAUAGAAAACCUCCAAGGUUACAUGUUUCAAGUUGUUCCAUUCACAGUGUUGCCAUUUUCUUCCUGCCUUUUUCAACCCAAAUUAUUAUUUAUUUAUUAUUAUGCAUCUGAAUGUGGUAAGCUAGGUCAUUUUAAAGCUAAAGUAGAACUUUGGAAUGUUUGAAAAUAGGUCAGCGGUGCACUUUUACACUGGUGCACAUUGUGUGUGUGUGUGUGUGUGUGUGUGUGUGUGUGUGUGUGUGUGUGCGCGCGUGUGUGAGUGUGUGUGUGUGUUAGUUUGUUUAUGUACAUACAUAGCAAGUGUGCAUUUGUUUCCCAUUUUAAAGAGACAGACAGAAGUAAAACUGCUUGAUAGUAAGACACCCCCUUAGCUCAAGGUGAACUAAAUGUGGGAGCCUGUCUGUACGUAGUCUGAUCAGGACUUAUAUGCAUCCGUUGUCAUGUUAGGAUGUGCCAAAGAGUCUGUUUACUUUCUUGUCUUGCCUCUGUAAAAGCUGUUUACAUUGGACCUGAUGGUGGAGGAAACUCUUGCACAGCUAUCGAGUUCCCCAAGGCUCCACACUGAACAAUGGACUGAACCGGCGGUGAUCUACAUCCACUACAUGCACCGCCGAGUCUCCCUCCCCCCAGUUUAAAAGACUCGGGCUCCUGGAGCGGCUUCAUGGGACUCAUGUUGUUACUGUAGGGUUAGAUUAUUCCAAUUAAACACAAACACAAACCAAACUCAAUUCCACGCAGGGCUCUUGAGAACGGUCGGCCCUCAGUCCAAACACAAAAACACGCCUGGCCUCGGGCUCUCGAGGCUGAAGUCUGUUUCUUUCUACAUUGCUUCAGCGUGCGUUCAUAUGAACCCACAACUGAAGCAAUAACUAAAGGGUCCACGUAGGCUGACGACCUUUAAAGUUUGUUCCAGUGUUGCCCAUGUUUGAAACAUGACUGUUCGAUCCAAACAAUACCUAAACCCUUUUAUGGAGUAUAGAUACAUACUAUAUAACUACAUGUACUUAAGAAACUGUUGAUGCUAGUAGAGCUAUCAGCAGUUCUAUUAGCAAGGUAGUUAAAAAAAUAAGUGAUCUUAAUUCCUCUAUCGUGAUUUGAUUUAAACCUUUGAUGCUAUGUAUUUUUUAUUGCUCUGUGCAUUUCUGUAUUUGCAGUCCUGCAAGGUGAAUCUUAGAGUAUUUUUUAUUUUUAUCCGUUAGUCUCUCCAAGCUGAAACUUUGGUGCUGGUGAGAAUGUUGCAGGUCGGGCGCUGGCGAGUGACUGAACGCGAGGAAAACAUUUUAGUGUGAUUGUCACGUCCUAAUAUCAAAGGACUCUAAUAAGCAGGCCUUAAAGGGGACCACUUUGUACGGUGAGAUAUGAUCCUCUCUCUGCAUUCACAAGGUAAUAGACACUGUAGCCUCUUGCAGGUCUGCGGCUGCAUUACUGCGUAAGAUGUGAAUCAGAGGCCGGUGCAUUAGAGUUCCCUUUUAAGAUUACCUGACUAAGCCUCAGCUGGUGUAACUGGCUGUUUUGUGAGUGUGUGCGUGUGUGAAUGAGUGUGUAAAAAGACAAAAGUGAGAUGACAAUGACGAUUUAAGAAGAAAAAGAUGCAGUUGAAGAAAGAACUGUACUGUACACAAAGGGUUAAGUUUUAAGUGAAUCAAUUCCAGAACAAACAAUAAAUGUGAUUUCAAUUUCA